AUGGCACGGACCCUCUCGGACAUAAUCCCCGAUGAUGUCUCUACACAGAUCGCUAUGCAGGACAUCCAUCAGUACAGGAGUACAGAUCAUUAUCGCAGUACCAAUGGUUCCAGCAUACCUACUCGAACAUCCCCUCCCCUUCAAUACGAUCGCGUCACCAUCUCUCGUCCAAAUACUACCACAACAUCGGCAGCGACACCAUCAUCGGCAUCCUCAUCCGACUCUCAGGAACAACCCAACAAACGCCGCUCGGGCCUGUUCUCCCCGUUCAAGCCUCUCUUCCCUCCUCCCCCUCCCUCUCCAGAGGUCGAGACCAAGUCACCCAAGCGCAAGAGCACACCCAAGAAGGCGACAUCAAAGAAGAGGACACCCAAGAAGCGCCAGCGUCAAGAGUUCUCGGUUGUAGAUGACAGUGAUCCGAUCGAGGAUGGGGACUCGGAUGGAGAUUGGCAAGCGUUCUGGGAGGCGGGCAAGAAGGAUAUCGCCGAGGGUAGCGCUCCUAAGCGCCAGAGAGUAAUAGCAUCACCCCCUACUACCCCGAGUCGGCCAAUCCCCAUGGCCACUACCAACCGCCCAGUCUUGAAGCCACCGGAACCACUCGGACCCAAGUUGCAUCAAAUCUCUCGAGAGGAGGUCAAGCAAAAAGAUCCAGUUGUCAGGUCCAGCACGGUCGUGCGACAGCCUACACCUGUUCAGCAGCCCACCUCUGUCAUACUGCCUACCCCUGUUCAAAAGCCAACUCUUGUUCAACAACCGAAACCUAUCCAAAAGACAGUCCUGGUCCAACUGCCAGCUCCUCUUGCAGCCCCGUCUACUUCAAGAUCCGUAUCGUCGCCCGCAGAACAUACGAUCCCCCUCAACCCACAGGUGGUCUCGUUCGCGUCAAAACUGACGCCCAUCAAUGCCUUGUCCCCGAACGAGCCUCAGAGAAAGUACAACAUUAUGGGCCUUAUCCAGUUGAUCUCGCCAGUGCAAGAUGGAGUGCGAGGAUUCGGAGGAAAGCCUACUUCCAAAGCAGGCCUGACGAUCUCCGACAAGGGAUCUAUCCACUUGAACAUUACUCUUUGGGGUGACAAGGGCAAGUGGGUCGAGUCUUGCAGAGUGGGCGAUGUCGUCCUCCUCACAGAUCUGAUGGCCAAGGAGUACAGAAGAAAGACUGUUGCCAGCACACGGUGGGCAUCGAUGAUGUUUCGGAUGGAUGGUGCUGCCCUGACCAAGCUUCGUGGCGACUCUGUCAUUGAAGGUCACCUUGCCGAUCUGGUCAAGAUGCGAAAGACGCUGGGCCACCAUCUGCUCGAUGAUGACCAGUAUAUCGCACGGGACCCUUCGUUCUACCAGACCUUGAACGCCAGUAUUUUCUGGCAACAAGGUGCGCUUGCGGGGGCAUACUUGCCCACCGGAUCAGACUCUGAUCCAGAUGCUAAUGAAGCAAUGUCAGAAGACGAAGCUGUAGAGACUGGAGUUGAGCCCGCGGUCAAGAUGGAGCCUGAAGAUGAUAUGAAGAUUGCGGUCAAGCUUGAGCCAGAGGACAAAAUGGUGAGCAAGCUCAAGGUUGACCAUGAGAUCGAGAAGGUGAAGAAGGUCAAGAUUGAGCCUGGGGCCGUUGAUGAGACUGCGGUUGGAGACGAGUCUACCAGCGAAACUGAGGUUGUCUCUGGUCCGACCAGAGGAGACACUCUUCGAGGUGUUGUGGUAUAUCACAUGCUGAACGUGGACAGAGACGACAGCAAGGGUUGGGAGAUUGGCGUUGUCCACUUGACCAAGAACCGACUCGUCAAGGUUCAAACGUCCUCCUAUACUUCCUGGAUCGACAUCCUGAGGCCGCAGCGGUACAUGGAGUUUUAUGGACAAUAUAGCCAAGAGGAUGGCGUGUUGCGUAUUAACGGAUCCACAAGAGAGCCGACUGUCAUUCAAGAAAAAGGCCCUGACGUACCUACAUGUUCACAGAUGUUUGACUCUGUCAAGAAUGUCAUUGACAGCCGCUUCAUGGGGAUCGCGUCGGUGGACGGGUACAUUGACGGCGUUACUUUUCCUGAGGAUAUCACGAACCAGUUCUGGGCGAAAGACAGUGUCUUCAGCAUUCCGCUCAUUGUUUGCAGCAACUGCAGCAUGAAAAUGGAGCCGCUACAGGAGGACAUGAGGAGAUUUGUCUGUGUAGACUGUCACUCGGAUCCUGACAAGAAAGAGACGAGCAAGCCAAAGAUGUGUUACCAUGACUUCCACUUUUGGCUCAGAGAUAAGCCCACACUUGGCAGCACCCACCAGCCCCAGGCCGAGACGAUUCGAGUUUCCUGCAAGGGCGAUGUCUGUCAGCAGGUAUUUCCGACGAUUCCAGCUGCUGAGUGGUUCGAGAGCAUUGAAAAGUACCAGGAGUGCAGGCAGGCUUGGAUAGCAUGGAUGCAGAUGCUGGCUGGUAAAACUGGCGGAGAAGGGGAGUCCAACAAGUCAGUAUUGAAUACGCGACAGAGACGCGUUCGUGUUGAGGUCGGAGUUGGCAAAGGCCGGAUGGGAAAAGCUGUUCGCGUCAAGUAUUUGCACCCCUUGGCCGGCUGA
Messenger RNA from Linnemannia hyalina, 2553 nucleotides. NCBI's taxonomy places the organism in Eukaryota, Fungi, Mortierellomycota, Mortierellomycetes, Mortierellales, Mortierellaceae. The record is from the annotation of a GenBank genome assembly.